AGCAGCAGGGGACGAUAUUGUAAAACACCCUGAUAGAGGGGGUGGAGAGGAGCCUAUUGGAAAGGUGAAACUGCAUAAACCCUACAGAGAACUGUGAGGAAGACAAGAUAAACAGUUCUGAAGUCUACCAACUGGAAUACGUUUUGUGUUAAGUUAACUCGAUGUGAAGGAAGUAUUUAUACCUGCAUUUUUUUAUUUGCACUAGUUAAGGCUACUACAACUACUGAAAAUCUGUAUUUUUUAAGAGUCAAAUACUGGAUCAGUUAUUUGUGGACUGAGACGUUCCCUCUGCAACAGCACUUUGUUUUCAACUGUUUCCCCCAGGUUUCUGUUUAUUUGCCUGGCUCCAGCUGAGCCUUGCCCUCUGGUGGCUUACAACACAAUACGACAAUUCAAAACAGCCAACGGUAAUAACUCCAGGGUGGUACAGCAACUAUGCAGCUUGAAAUCCAAGUAGCACUCAACUUCGUCAUUUCGUACUUGUACAAUAAGCUGCCCCGGCGACGUGUCAACAUUUUCGGUGAGGAGUUGGAACGACAGCUGAAACAGAAAUAUGAGGGACAUUGGUACCCGGACAAGCCAUACAAAGGGUCUGGAUUCAGGUGUAUACACGUCGGGGAGAAAGUGGACCCGGUUGUGGAGCAAGCAGCCAAAGAAAGCGGGUUGGACAUUGAGGAUGUCCGCAACAACCUGCCUCAGGACCUCAGUGUCUGGAUAGAUCCUUUCGAGGUGUCUUAUCAGAUCGGGGAGAAGGGACCUGUCAAGGUGCUCUAUGUGGAUGACAGUAAUGACAACGGGCUGGAGUUGGACAAGGAGAUCAAGAACAGUUUUAACCCCGAAGCCCAGGUCUUCAUGCCAAUUAGCGAACCCGUGGGCAUGUCACCCACCUCCAGUUCCCCGUCCCCUCCUUUCGGCCAAUCGGCAGCGGUUAGCCCCACUUUCAUGCGCCGUUCCACGCAACAUUUAACCUUCACCACUGCUUCAUUCGCCGCCACCAAGUUCGGCUCCACUAAAAUGAAAACCAAUGGGCGGAACGCCAACAAGGUGGCCCGAACCUCCCCCACCAACCUGGGCCUGAAUGUAAACAACCUUCUGAAGCAGAAAGCCAUGUCUACAUCAAUGCAUUCGCUCUACGGCGUCGGCUUGGCCGGGCAGCAGCAGAAACCCUCCGCCCUGUCUCCAAACGCCAAGGAGUUUGUGUUCCCCAACCUCCAGGGGCAGGGCAGCCCAAGUGCAAUGUUCCCCGGUGAGACCUCACUGAGUCUCAGCCCUCUCCCGUACAAUAAUGCCUUCGAUGUGUUUGCCGCCUACGGGGGCCUUAACGAGAAGUCCCUUGUGGACAGUCUGAAUUUCAGCUUGAGCAGCAUGCAGUAUUCUAACCAGCAAUUCCAGCCAGUGAUGGCCAACUAAUGACCAGAGAUAUGUGAUGGGAUGGUGUGGAACACCCAUUUUGAAAC
Xyrauchen texanus (razorback sucker) is the source of this 1457-nucleotide messenger RNA. Its product is annotated as protein Tob1-like. Gene Ontology annotation, molecular function: transcription corepressor activity. The record is from RefSeq and is a predicted model, not a curated record. Bases 436 to 1410 code for a protein of 324 amino acids. The transcript is spliced from 2 exons. Gene Ontology annotation, biological process: regulation of gene expression. Lineage: Eukaryota; Metazoa; Chordata; Actinopteri; Cypriniformes; Catostomidae. Gene Ontology annotation, cellular component: cytoplasm; nucleus.